AUGCCGUUAGGUAAAACCGCAAAGGUAGGAAUCGGUUGGGUUUUCUGUACUAUUGGUGGCUUCUACUCGUUCUAUUGGGCAAAGACUAGCAUCGAAAAGCAGCGCUAUGAGAAUAUGAAAGCUCGACAACGCAUGAGACAAGCAAACGAAGGAAUUUACGAUCCCAGCACCAGGAAGUUUUCGUCAAGUCUAUAGGACUUUACCAGCUGUUUUUUGCCCAAUACUAUAUUGAUCAAAAUGUCACACGCGGAACAACAAAAUCUCCAACUUAUCCAGGAAUUGGAAAUUGAAAUGAUGGCUGAUAUGUAUAAUCGCAUGACUGCCGCGUGCCACAAAAAGUGUAUCGCUCCGGUUUAUAAUGAUUCGGAAAUUCAAAAAGGUGAAGCCGUUUGCAUCGAUCGCUGUGUCGCCAAGUUUUUGGACAUUCAUGAACGGAUUGGCAAAAAGUUAGGCCAGCUCUCCAUGCAAGAUGAGACUUUGCUUAAAAAAUGAGUGCAGCACUUCAGUUUUAGUCGAAUUAGUCUUUUCUAGAAUUAAUUGUUACCAUUGUGUGAAAGAAUGUUGUUGAUCGUUGAGUAAUAAAGGAUUUGAUAGCGA
Dendroctonus ponderosae (mountain pine beetle) is the source of this 597-nucleotide messenger RNA. RefSeq lists its product as uncharacterized. Lineage: Eukaryota; Metazoa; Arthropoda; Insecta; Coleoptera; Curculionidae. Bases 1 to 195 code for a protein of 64 amino acids. The transcript is spliced from 2 exons. The record is from RefSeq and is a predicted model, not a curated record.